AUGGUCCAGUCAUCGGUUCUGGGUUUCCCCCGCAUGGGUGUCCUUCGUGACCUCAAGAAGGCUAACGAGGCUUACUGGGCUGACAAGAUCUCCCAGGAGGCUCUCCUCGCCGAGGGUAAGAGGCUCCGUCUCGCCCACUGGAAGAUCCAGAAGGAUGCCGGUGUCGACAUCAUCCCCUCCAACGACUUCGCUCACUAUGACCACGUCCUCGACCACAUCCAGCUCUUCAAUGCUGUUCCCGAGCGUUACACUUCCCAGAAGCUCUCCCCUCUCGAUGAGUACUUCGCCAUGGGCCGUGGCCACCAGAAGGGUGGUGUCGAUGUCCCCGCCCUCGAGAUGGUUAAGUGGUUUGACUCCAACUACCACUACGUCAAGCCCACUCUCCAGGACAACCAGACCUUCUCCCUCGCCAAGGACCCCAAGCCCGUCCGCGAGUUCCUCGAGGCCAAGGAGGCUGGUUUCCAGACCCGCCCCGUCCUUGUCGGCCCCGUCUCCUUCCUUGCUCUUGGCAAGGCUGACCGUGGCUCCUCCGUCGACCCCAUCACCCUCCUCGACAAGCUUGUCCCUGUCUACGUCGAGCUCCUGAAGCAGCUCAAGGCCGCUGGUGCCGAGUCUGUCCAGAUUGACGAGCCCGUCCUCGUCUUCGAUCUCCGCCCCGAGGUCAAGGCUGCCUUCAAGCCCGCCUAUGAGGCCAUUGCCGCCGCUGGUGAUGCCGUCCCCAAGGUCAUUGUUGCCACUUACUUCGGUGACAUCGUCCACAACUUCGACGUUCUCCCCGCUUUCUCCGGCGCUGCUGGUCUCCACGUCGACCUUGUCCGCAACCCCGAGCAGCUUGAGCCUGUCCUCAAGCAGCUCGGCCCUAACCAGAUCCUCUCUGCCGGUGUUGUCGAUGGCCGCAACAUCUGGAAGAACGACUUCGCCAAGUCGCUCGAGAUCCUCCAGACUGCCGUCAAGGCCCUUGGCCCUGAGCGCGUCAUCGUCGCCACCUCCAGCUCCCUCAUCCACACUCCCCACACCCUCGCCAGCGAGAAGAAGCUCCCCUCUGAUGUCUACGAGUGGUUCUCUUUCGCCGUCGAGAAGGUCAAGGAGGUUGCUACCCUCGCCAAGGCUGUGACCGAGCCCGAUGCCGUCAAGGCUGAGCUUGAGGCCAACGCUGCUGCCAUCAAGGCCCGCACUGACUCCAAGCGCACCAACGACCCCGCUGUCAAGGAGCGCCAGGCCCAGGUUACCCCUGAGCAGCACAACCGCAAGGCCCCCUUCAACACUCGCUACGCCGAGCAGAAGAAGCACCUUUCUCUCCCUCUCUUCCCCACCACCACCAUCGGCUCUUUCCCCCAGACCUCCGAGAUCCGUGUCCAGCGUAACAAGUUCACCAAGGGUGAGAUCUCCGCCGAGGAGUACGAGCGCUUCAUUGAGAAGGAGAUUGAGCUCGCCGUCAAGAUCCAGGAUGAGCUCGACCUCGAUGUCUACGUUCACGGUGAGCCCGAGCGUAACGACAUGGUUCAGUACUUCGGUGAGCGCCUCAACGGCUACGUCUUCACCACCCACGCCUGGGUCCAGUCUUAUGGCUCCCGCUGCGUCCGUCCCCCCAUCAUUGUCGGUGAUAUCUCUCGCCCCGCUCCCAUGACCGUCAAGGAGUCCAAGUACGCUGCCUCUAUCUCCAAGAAGCCCAUGAAGGGCAUGCUUACUGGCCCCGUUACCUGCCUCCGGUGGUCUUUCCCCCGUGUCGAUGUUCACCAGUCCGUCCAGUGCCAGCAGCUCGCUCUGGCUCUCCGCGACGAGGUUGUCGACCUUGAGAAGAACGGCAUCUACGUCAUCCAGGUCGAUGAGCCUGCCCUCCGUGAGGGUCUCCCUCUCCGUAAGGGUCAGGAGCGUGAAGCCUACCUCAAGUGGGCUGUCGACUCCUUCAAGCUCGCCACCGCUGGCGUCGAGAACUCCACUCAGAUUCACUCUCACUUCUGCUACUCUGAGUUCCAGGACUUCUUCCACGCCAUCGCUGCCCUUGAUGCCGAUGUCCUCUCCAUCGAGAACUCCAAGUCCGAUGCCAAGCUCCUCAAGGUCUUCAUUGACGAGGAGUACCCCCGCCACAUCGGCCCUGGUGUCUACGACAUCCACUCUCCUCGUGUCCCCACCCUUGAGGAGUUCAAGCAGCGCAUCGAGGAGAUGCUUGCUUACCUCAAGCCUGAGCAGCUCUGGAUCAACCCCGACUGCGGUCUUAAGACCCGCAAGUGGGAUGAGGUCAAGGGUGCCCUCUCCCACAUGGUUGAGGCCGCCAAGUACUUCCGUGAGAAGUAUGCCAACAAGGCUUAA
This is a messenger RNA of Neurospora hispaniola, 2310 nucleotides long. RefSeq names its product 5-methyltetrahydropteroyltriglutamate-homocysteine methyltransferase. The record is from RefSeq and is a predicted model, not a curated record. The transcript has 3 exons. The coding region runs from base 1 to 2310 and encodes 769 amino acids. Lineage: Eukaryota; Fungi; Ascomycota; Sordariomycetes; Sordariales; Sordariaceae. Gene Ontology annotation, molecular function: 5-methyltetrahydropteroyltriglutamate-homocysteine S-methyltransferase activity; zinc ion binding.